AUGCCGCUUACUUCCAUUCAGGAGGUUGAAAUUUUCGAUGUUUGGGGUAUCGAUUUCAUGGGGCCAUUCCUGUAUCUUUUGGAAAUCACUUUACCUACCAAUGAUGGAAAAGUGGUCCUGAAUUUCCUGAAAAAGCUGAUCAACACAUUUGGAGUACCACGUGCUAUUAUCAGUGAUGGGGGUUCGCACUUCUGUAAUAGACAGUUUGAUGCUUUAAUGAAGAAAUACAAUGUCUACCACAGAGUGGAAACUCCUUAUCAUCCACAGACAAGCGGACAAGUUAAAGUAUCCAAUAGAGAGCUGAAAAUGAUUUUAGAGAAAACAGUCAAUAACACGCGCAAAGAUUGGUCUCUGAAGCUGGACGAUGCACUUUGGGCAUAUCGAACAGCCUUCAAAACACCAAUUGCCUAUGAGAAUGCAAAACUCUACAAGGAAAAGACUAAGAAGUGGCACGAUGCUCACAUUGUGCCUAAGCAGUUUACAGCAGGCAGUUAUGUGCUACUGUAUAAUUCUCGCUUACGUCUGUUCCCUGGAAAGCUUAAAUCAAGAUGGAGUGGACCAUUCAAAGUACGACAUAUAGCUGAUCACAGAGCAAUUGAGCUGGAAAAUGACAAUGGUGAGUCUUUCAAAGUUAAUGGACAAAGAUGCAAACCAUACUUAGGACCGUUAACUGAUGAAGGACGAGAGUGUUUUACUCUCACCGCCCCAGCUUGA
Molecule: messenger RNA, 714 nt
Organism: Mercurialis annua (annual mercury)
Lineage: Eukaryota; Viridiplantae; Streptophyta; Magnoliopsida; Malpighiales; Euphorbiaceae
Exons: 3
Coding region: 1-714 (237 amino acids)
Biological process (GO): DNA integration
Molecular function (GO): nucleic acid binding
Source: RefSeq, a predicted model, not a curated record